Messenger RNA from Caenorhabditis angaria, 949 nucleotides. Lineage: Eukaryota; Metazoa; Nematoda; Chromadorea; Rhabditida; Rhabditidae. The record is from the annotation of a GenBank genome assembly.
AUGUUUGCAUCACUUUUCAUAGUUCUUCUCCUGGAAACGGUAGGAUUUUUCUCGAGCUGAAAAAGUUUUCCUAACCAAACACUUUCAGAUCUCCUGCUCACAGAUAAUUCUGAUCUAUGGAACUCUGAAUGUGUCAGAUGUUUUGAGCACAACUUCAGUUUCUGACAAGGAAUCAUGUUCAGAAUUAUGUUUAUCUGAAGUUAAUUGUGUUUCCUUGUUUUUUAUUCCCGCUUCUGGAUCUUGCUCGAUUUAUUCAAUGUAUCAAGUGUUAUCCUAUCAGAAAAAUGAUGUUUCGGAAAAUAUUGUUGGAAUCAAGGUAAGGGGAUCAGAAUUUGGAUGCUUCAGAAUCCAGUCUCUUCAGACAAACUCCUCUAGUUCAACCUGUCCUUCAACAUUCUCCGAUGUCAAUUUAUCUGGUGAUGUAAAUGGAAUUGCAUAUCAAUUUUCAGCAGAUUCAAGUUUUAGUUAUCAAACCUGUCCAGAUGGAUAUAAGCAAUUUACAAGAACUCGAGGAAUCUGGUGCAUGAAACUUUAUGAUUUCCAAACUGCUCCAAUCUCAAUGGACAUCUCAUAUUGUUCGCAAUAUUCGGCGUAUUCAUCAGGAUUCGAUAAUUCUGAUGAAGUUGAAUACAUAACAUCAGAAAUUGUGUCAAUUCCGAUGUUACGACUGAAUAUUGGAACGGACGGAUAUCGAAGUCCUUCCUGUUAUAAUUCCACAACAAUUUGGUGUGAUGAUUAUGAAUGGUCGAAUAAUUAUACAAAUUAUCCAACUUUUAUUAAUUGGGGAACUUAUAAUCCAUCAAGAUGGGAAGGUUCAAUUCAAGCAAAUCAACUGUCGAUUUGGGUUGGGGAUGAUUGUUAUGUGGAUAUUUUUGAUGAUAUUUCAAACGAGGAUCUGAUUUAUGGAUUUAUUUGCGGAGUUCCUUUGGGAAAUUGGGAUUUUAACUAA